AAUGGACCUCUCUUAGUGCCGCUUGGAACGCUAUACAAUAGUCUUCUGCAUGGGUCACUAUUGCUCUCAAGCCCUAUCCGGUUCCUUCUUCAUCCCCAAGAGUUGCUCGCGAUUCAGUACAAUACAAGUUCCUCCCCAAGGAUUUCAUCAAUCUAGGGUUUCAAGCACUUUGUCUGCGAAUUCAAAAGUCCACCAAACACCUAGCUUUGUGGCAAUGCAAGAAGACAGGAGUUUGAAAGUUCCGCAUGUUCUGACAGUUGCUGGCUCUGAUUCCGGGGCCGGUGCCGGAAUUCAGGCUGAUCUCAAGACUUGUGCUGCCCGCGGAGUGUACUGUUCUACCGUGAUCACUGCUGUCACUGCACAAAACACCAUUGGUGUUCAGGGUGUGAACAUCGUGCCAGAGGAGUUUGUUGCGGAGCAAUUGAAGUCUGUGCUAUCUGAUAUGCAUGUUGAUGUUGUGAAAACAGGCAUGCUUCCUUCAAUUGGCAUAGUCAAGGUCCUUCAUCAGAGUCUUAAGAAUUUCCCAGUUCGAGCUUUAGUGGUUGAUCCUGUUAUGGUAUCUACAAGUGGAGAUGUGCUGGCUGAUUCUUCCAUUCUUGUUGGAUUUCGGGAGGAGCUUCUUCACAUGGCUGACAUAGUAACUCCAAAUUUAAAAGAGGCAUCUGCUUUGCUUGGUGGUGUGCAAUUGGAAACUGUUGCUGACAUGCGUUCUGCUGCAAAAUGUAUACAUGAUAUGGGCCCAAGAAAUGUACUUGUCAAAGGAGGUCACCUCCCUGCUUCAUUGGAUGCUGUUGAUGUUUUCUUUGAUGGUGAAAAUUUGUUUGAGCUAUGUUCAUCACGAAUAGAAACUCGGAAUACUCAUGGUACUGGUUGCAGUUUAGCUUCAUGUAUAGCAGCUGAGCUAGCAAAAGGUUCUCCAAUGCUAACUGCUGUCAAGGUAGCGAAACGUUAUGUUGAGACAGCCUUGGACAACAGCAAAGACAUUGUCAUUGGAAAUGGACUUCAGGGUCCUUUUGACCAUCUAUUUAAGCUCAAGAGUAAUAUCCAUAAUUCAUGUAGGCAGAGGGCAUUUGAUCCAUGUGAUCUCUUUUUGUACGCUGUUACUGAUUCUGGGAUGAAUAAGAAGUGGGAACGUUCCAUCACAGAUGCUGUGAAAGCUGCAAUAGAAGGCGGUGCCACAAUUGUACAGCUAAGGGAAAAGGAUGCUGAAACACGGGACUUUCUGGAAGCAGCCAAAGCAUGUUUGGAAAUUUGUCGUUCCCGCAGUGUACCUCUGCUGAUAAAUGACAGAAUUGACGUUGCCAUGGCUUGUAAUGCUGACGGCGUGCAUGUUGGCCAGUCUGACUUGCCUGUCCAUGUUGUCCGCUCUCUUCUUGGGCCUGAAAAGAUCAUUGGUGUAUCAUGCAAGACAACGGAGCAAGCUCAACAAGCUUGGACUGAUGGCGCUGAUUACAUUGGUUGUGGGGGUGUAUUUCCAACCAAUACAAAAGCAAACAAUCGAACCGUUGGUUUAGAAGGAUUAAGAAGUGUUUGUUUGGCAUCAAAGUUGCCAGUGGUUGCCAUAGGUGGUAUCGGGAUUUCAAAUGCACGGUCUGUAAUGGAAAUAGACGUCCCAAAUCUCAAAGGUGUUGCAGUUGUGUCAGCUCUGUUUGAUAGGGAAUGUGUCCUGACGGAGACUCGGAAGUUGCAUUCAAUACUGAUGGAGACAGCCCCAAUGGAAAAUAAAAGGAAGGAGGAGAGAAGUUGUUAACGGUGACCUUGUUAAAGCCAAUAAAACUACGUAAUAAUGGUAUUAGAAGUGGUAAUAGUAGGAGUCUUUGUUUUAAUUUAUUUGUGGUCAAGCUAUGCAGGAUUGAUGUUUUAGCUUUGGAUGCAAAUGAACUAUAUGUUAUUUAACUUUUCUUUACUUC
Molecule: messenger RNA, 1910 nt
Organism: Cornus florida
Lineage: Eukaryota; Viridiplantae; Streptophyta; Magnoliopsida; Cornales; Cornaceae
Product: thiamine biosynthetic bifunctional enzyme TH1, chloroplastic
Exons: 10
Coding region: 50-1750 (566 amino acids)
Biological process (GO): thiamine biosynthetic process
Cellular component (GO): chloroplast
Molecular function (GO): hydroxymethylpyrimidine kinase activity; phosphomethylpyrimidine kinase activity; thiamine-phosphate diphosphorylase activity
Source: RefSeq, a predicted model, not a curated record